Tripterygium wilfordii is the source of this 1575-nucleotide messenger RNA. RefSeq names its product IAA-amino acid hydrolase ILR1-like. NCBI's taxonomy places the organism in Eukaryota, Viridiplantae, Streptophyta, Magnoliopsida, Celastrales, Celastraceae. Gene Ontology annotation, biological process: auxin metabolic process. The record is from RefSeq and is a predicted model, not a curated record. Gene Ontology annotation, molecular function: IAA-Ala conjugate hydrolase activity. The coding region runs from base 29 to 1432 and encodes 467 amino acids. The transcript has 5 exons. Gene Ontology annotation, cellular component: endoplasmic reticulum.
AAACAGAAAAGCAAACUCCAAUACGCAUAUGAACAAAAACUGCAGAGAUGAGCUAUCGACAAUAAAUAAAGUCUCAAGAGUUGGGCCCACACGAAGAUCUCAAAAAGCUUUUAAAUCAAGCACACUUCAAUUAACACUUGUUCAAUAUCAACACAUGAUGGAUCUGUUCAUGUGGUUCUUUGUAUCAGCGCUGUUAGUUCUGGGUCAUAAAUCUUGGGCUUUGGAGACUCGAGAGUUGCUGGGAUCGGCGAGGGAGCCAGAGUUCAGCGAGUGGGUGAGAGGGAUUAGGAGGAAGAUUCAUGAGUACCCAGAACUGGGAUUUCAAGAGGAAAAGACGAGUCAACUCAUCAGAAACGAGCUUGACUCGCUUGGGAUCAGCUACAAAUGGCCCGUCGCGAAGACCGGGGUUGUGGCUUCUAUUGGAUCAGGCCAAAAACCAGUCUUCGCACUCAGAGCUGACAUGGACGCUCUUCCUAUACAGGAACUAGUAGAGUGGGAGCACAAGAGCAAAAUCGAUGGAAAAAUGCAUGCUUGUGGUCAUGAUUCUCACGUAGCAAUGUUACUUGGAGCAGCUAGGUUACUUCAAAGCAAAAAAGACGAAUUGAAGGGAACAGUAAAGCUUGUUUUCCAACCUGGAGAAGAAGGAUAUGCCGGUGCUUAUCAUAUGUUGAAAGAUGAAGUUGUCGAUGACAUUGACGCGAUCCUCAGUAUACAUGUUUUUCCGUCAACACCCAUUGGUGCCAUUGCUUCAAGCCCUGGGACCAUACUUGCUGGGGUUGGAGAAUUUUCAGUUAAGGUUAGAGGAAGAGGUGGCCAUGCAGCAACCCCCCAUAUGAGCAGGGACCCCAUUGUUGCAGCUUCCUCAGCGGUUCUUGCCCUGCAGCAGAUUGUAUCCCGAGAGACGGAUCCUCUCGAGGCUAGGGUGGUGACAGUUGGGUUCAUUGAGGGGGGAAAAGCAAGAAAUGUAAUUCCUGAGUAUGUGACAUUUGGUGGAACCUAUAGGAGCUUGAGCUUAAAAGGUCUCUACGACAUCAAAGAAAGGAUCAAAGAGGUCAUAGAGAUGCAAGUGUCUGUGCAUCAAUGUACUGCAGAGGUUGACUUCAUGGAGGACGUACCACUUCCUCAUCCACCAACCGUUAAUGAUAAAGAAAUAUAUGAACAUGCAAAAAGGGUUGGCGAGAGCUUACUUGGGGCGCCUAACGUGCAGCUUCUUCCAGUGACCAUGGGAGCAGAGGAUUUCAGCUACUUCUCACAGAGGUUUCCUGCUGCAAUCUUUGUCAUUGGGACAAAGAAUGAGACUCUGAAAUCAAACUAUCCAUUGCACUCACCUUACUUUUUCAUUGACGAAGAGGUUCUUCCUAUAGGAGUGGCUCUUCAUACUGCUGUAGCAGUCUCAUACCUGGAGGAUAACCAUGCUGCAGAAUUCAGUUAGAAAUCUUGGGUUUCUUUUGUUUUUCUUUUAGAUGCAAAUACCACUAUGGAAUAAGCCAAGAACACCAAUGUAAUUCUGAAUCAGAAUACUGAGUAACUUGCAUAAUAGUAUUUCAGAAAUCGAAAAUACUUGGAUUGCCUCCC